This is a messenger RNA of Leptinotarsa decemlineata (Colorado potato beetle), 452 nucleotides long. It is a transcript of the gene Chchd2, whose product is annotated as Coiled-coil-helix-coiled-coil-helix domain containing 2. Lineage: Eukaryota; Metazoa; Arthropoda; Insecta; Coleoptera; Chrysomelidae. Gene Ontology annotation, biological process: mitochondrion organization. Gene Ontology annotation, cellular component: nucleus; mitochondrion. The record is from RefSeq and is a predicted model, not a curated record.
AUAUGUUCUAUUUCUUACUAAGACGCAAUAUCUCAAAGUAACCUUUGUGUUGUUUAUUUCGAAUGUUAUGAAAUUCGACGUUUCCAGAAAUUUUACGUCAGAAGUUUAAUUCUAUAUAAGUCGGUAAGACGGAGUACUGCAAAAAGUGAAUCGGUUAGUUGCGUAACAGUUUAUAUAUUCUAGAAGUUCAAUUCAUAUAAAGAAUAAGAUACAAAAAUAAAACAAAAUGCCUAGAAGAGGAAGGUCGUCUCCAACUCCGAGGUCCGCUCCAGCUCCCAGAACAACCCUUCCGGCUAGAGCCCCUGCUCCCGCUCCACCAGCCCAUGUUCAGGCAGCACCUCCAGCACCGGCUCCUUCACAAGGGCCUGGUUUAUUUGGACAAAUGGCAGCCACUGCUGGAGGAGUGGCAGUUGGUUCAGCAAUAGGACACACAGUUGGUCAUGCAAUGACAG